CUCCUCUCACCGGAGGGUUACUGUCCUUACCUUCCCCCGACUCAGCUCUUCGAACAAUGUCUGUCUGCCUGGAAGCAGGCAGUUCUGUGUUUUUCUGGAUCUCCAACACCCCUUUUUCCCACAGGUGACAAUACUGAACACAAUGCUGUCAGGCCGGUGGUGGCCAAGUACCUGGGGCAGCCUAGGACUGGGGCCCCGAAGCCCUUCUCAGGGAUCCCAGCUCUGUGCCCUCUAUGCCUUCACUUACACUGGGGCAGAUGGCCGGCAAGUGUCUCUGGUUGAAGGGGACAGGUUCCUACUGCUUCGAAAGACCAACUCAGACUGGUGGUUGGCAAGGCGCCUAGGAGCACCCUCUACCUCUCGACCCAUCUUCGUCCCAGCUGCUUAUGUGACAGAAGAAUCUAUCUCUUCCCAGAGCCCAACCACCAUCACUCCCAGCCAGACCCUCUGGACUCCUGGACCAAAGUUGUUUCCUGGCUCCCUGGAAAAGCUGCACCUGUCUCGGGAAGCCCCAGGCAGAGCCCAGGCUACGUCCGAGCAGCCUCCUCCUCUUCCCCCCAAAAUGUGUAGAAGUGUCAGUGUUACCAAUUUGAGACCCACCCUCCGGCAGCCCUUCCAGGAAGGACCAAGUGGCAGAUCCCUCUCUCAGGAAGACUUGCUGAUGGAGUCCAGUGCCGACAUGGCAAGACCCCAGCCCCUCAUGUCAGAGCCCCCUGUAUACUGUAACCUGGUGGACCUUCGCCGCUGUCCCCGGUCCCCGCCCCCAGUCCCUGAAUGCCCACCCCUGCAGAGGCUGGACGCGUGGGAGCAGCACCUGGACCCCAGCUCCGGACGCUGCUUCUACAUCAAUUCGCUGACUGGCUGCAAGUCCUGGAAGCCCCCACGCCGCACUCGCACCCAAGAGACGAACCCUGGCUCCAUGGACGGGACACAGGCCCUGCAUAGGGACAACGGAGUCCUGCAACCUCAGGCAAAGGGCUCAGGUUCUGACACAGGGACCCCAGAACUGCCUGACCCCCAGGGUUCACUCUGCCUGCGCCGGCGCACCUCCCAGCUCGACCCUUCAGACCAGCCUUCAGCCUUGCAGCCCCCUCGACCUCUGCCGCAGGUCCUGGAGGACCCCCAUGAGGUGGAAAAGUCGGGCCUGCUCAACAUGACCAAGAUCGCCCAGGGAGGGCGCAAGCUUAGGAAGAACUGGGGCCCAUCAUGGGUGGUGUUAGCGGGUAACAGCCUGAUGUUUUACCGAGAGCCACCACCGCCCGCGCCCUCCCCGCUCUGGGCACCAAUGGGUAGCCGACCCGAAAGCAGCGUGGACCUGCGCGGGGCGGCCCUGGCCCACGGUCGCCACCUGUCCAGCCGCCGCAACGUCCUGCACAUCCGCACGGUCCCUGGCCACGAGUUCCUGCUGCAGUCAGACCAGGAGACCGAGCUGCGGGCCUGGCACCGCGCGCUGCGCGCUGUCAUCGAGCGCCUGGAUCGGGAGAAUCCCCUGGAGCUGCGACUGUCAGGCUCGGGACCGGCGGAGCUGGGGGAGCUGAGUGCCGGGGAGGACGAGGAAGAGGAGUCGGAGCCGGCGUCCAAGCCUCUGCUGCGGCUGGGCGGCCGCCGGAGCUCCGGUCGGGGUCCGGAAGGAGCCGAGCAGAACCGCGUGCGGAAUAAGUUAAAGCGGCUGAUCGCGAAGAGACCGCCCUUGCAGAGCCUGCAGGAGCGGGGUCUGCUCCGAGACCAGGUGUUCGGAUGUCAGUUGGAAUCACUGUGCCAGCGGGAAGGGGACACCGUGCCCAGCUUUGUGCGGCUCUGCAUUGCUGCUGUGGAUAAGAGAGGGCUAGAUGUCGAUGGCAUUUACCGGGUCAGCGGGAACUUGGCAGUGGUCCAGAAACUUCGCUUCCUGGUCGACAGAGAGCGGGCGAUCACCUCCGAUGGGAGGUAUGUGUUCCCAGAACAGCCAGGACAAGAAGGCCGAUUAGAUUUGGACAGUGCUGAGUGGGAUGACAUUCACGUGGUCACUGGAGCCCUGAAGCUUUUUCUCAGGGAGCUCCCCCAGCCUCUGGUGCCCCCACUGCUGCUGCCCAAGUUUCGUGCUGCCCUUGCGCUCUCCGAAUCAGAGCAGUGCCUCUCUCAAAUACGAGAAUUAAUAGGCUCAAUGCCGAAGCCCAACCACGACACUCUGCGGUACCUUCUGGAGCAUUUGUGCAGGGUGAUAGCACACUCAGAUAAGAACCUCAUGACCCCCCACAACCUUGGAAUUGUGUUUGGACCAACACUGUUUCGGCCAGAGCAGGAGACAUCGGACCCAGCGGCCCAUGCUCUCUACCCUGGGCAGUUAGUCCAGCUGAUGCUCACCGACUUCGCCAGCCUCUUCCCCUGACUGGGGCAGGAAGAAGAGAAAACGUGUUUCCGAUUAUCUUCUCUGUUGGGUACCCUUUGGAGUGUGGCAGUGGUGGCGUGUUCUGUUUAAGGACAUCUCUUUAAAUCCUUGUCUCCCGCAUGACCAUCUCCAUCU
Molecule: messenger RNA, 2503 nt
Organism: Equus quagga
Lineage: Eukaryota; Metazoa; Chordata; Mammalia; Perissodactyla; Equidae
Gene: ARHGAP9
Product: Rho GTPase activating protein 9
Exons: 17
Coding region: 143-2368 (741 amino acids)
Biological process (GO): signal transduction; regulation of GTPase activity
Cellular component (GO): cytoplasm
Molecular function (GO): protein binding
Source: RefSeq, a predicted model, not a curated record